AUGCCUGUCGUCCAAGAAGCCACCGUGACGCCACAAGGCGCCAUGCCCCGCCUGGGGGCCAUCAAGGAGAAGCAGGGGAUGUCAGAUCUUCACACCGCUGUCCACCCAAAGCUCGACAUCAUUGACAUUCGCCGUGCCGCGGUCGAGCUCAACCUCAAGACCGAGGUGCUGUCCUCGUUUCACAAAGAGGAUGGGCCCAGGAAGCUCCCCACCCUCCUACUCUACGAUGAGAGGGGCCUGCAGUUGUUUGAGAAAAUCACAUACCUGGACGAGUACUACCUGACCAAUGACGAGAUCGAGGUGCUCACGUCGGAUGCCGCCGACAUUGUCAAGGGUAUCCCGUCAGGGGCUAUGAUCAUUGAGCUCGGCAGCGGCAACCUCCGGAAAGUGAACCUGCUUCUGCAGGCACUCGAAGACGCAGCCAAGAAUAUCGACUACUACGCAUUGGACCUCUCCCAGCAAGAACUUGAACGUACCCUUGCCCAGCUACCCUCCUACAAGCACGUCCGCGCCCACGGACUGCUCGGGACCUACGAUGACGGCCAAGCUUGGCUCAAGAACCCGGCCAUUGCCUCGCGCCAAAAGUGCAUCAUGAGCCUCGGAUCCAGUGUUGGCAACUUUGACCGGGGCGAUGCCGCCGCCUUUCUCAAGGGCUUUGCCGAUGUCCUUGGCCCCGGCGACACCAUGCUCAUUGGCAUGGAUGCUUGUGACGACCCGGCUAGGGUGUAG
Messenger RNA from Chaetomium globosum CBS 148.51, 729 nucleotides. RefSeq lists its product as uncharacterized. Lineage: Eukaryota; Fungi; Ascomycota; Sordariomycetes; Sordariales; Chaetomiaceae. Bases 1 to 729 code for a protein of 242 amino acids. The transcript has 4 exons. The record is from RefSeq and is a predicted model, not a curated record.